AUGGACCAAUCAUCGGCGAAUAAACAUCGAACUCCAAGUCGCUGUAGAGAAUGGGAACGUCAAAGAAGAAUGAAAUUUAAUGAUGCUAUAUCUAAAUUAGGAGAACUUGUUAAAUCCAUAAAUAAAACCAAUAGUGCUUCAAGUGAAGAUGUAGAUAAUGUUCAAUAUCCAAAAAUUGAGAUUGUGCAAAAAGCAAUCAUUUGUUUAACUAAUUUUGUUCAAGAAAAAACUCAACUUAAAGCAGAGAUACUGGCUUUAGAGAUAAAAUUGGAAGGUGUGGAAAAAAAGAAGCCUGAUAGACGGGAUGUCUCAUUACAAGUUGCAAUUGGUGUAAAUAAAAACAGUCAAAAUAGUAAAUAUGUUAAAUUACUGAUGCUACAAAAAUCUAAACAGAAAAAUGUAAAAGAAAAGGAAAUCAAUAAAAUCUCUGAGAAAAAGAAAAAAAAUAGCAAUAUAGUAAACAAAUUUCCACCAAAACUUCCAAAGUUAUUACCAUUGUCCCAUAUGAAAAAAGAGAAUACCAUCGUCAUGCUCCCAGCUACUCCAUAUAUUUUUCCACAAAGGCCAGUAAUAUUUCCUCAACCUCCUACUUUUGUCUUGGUUGAUACAAACUUGCAACCUCUGAACAAAUCUACUACUAUACCUAUUGUAAAUCGAAACACAAACGAUAUUACUAAAACAACAAUGGUUAAUGUACUACCUAUAUCAGCUUACUCACAUUCUUUAUCAGAAAAAAACAAAAGAAAUACUGCUAAGCCGCGAACUAGUGUAACCAAAAGAGGAGCAAAGAGAGUCAAUCAGAUAAAUAAAAAGGUAGAUUCAAAUAAAUCAAAAACUAAUAAACAAAUAGAGACAAAGUCAGAUGAAAAUAAAAUUACAGAUCAAGAAAGGGAAGUUACUCCAGAUACCCAAGCAGGAAAUAUAGAGACGGACAAAACUUCUAAAGCGCGUGUUGAAAAAACAGUAACAGAAGAUAGUGAUAAAAAAGAAUUAUCCUCAAAACCUGAUCUUACAGUUAACAAUGUAGAUGUAGAACCUGAGAAUAAAAUUGAGAACAGUCUAACUGAGGAGAUUCACGUAACAGACAAAAUGAUAAAUAUUCCAAAAUGCUCUGAAUCAUCCACAGUAAAAGAAAUGAAAAAAAUUCCAGAGCCUACACCACAAAUACCAGUGACAGUUGAAAAGCCUAUAACUAUUACAAAUAGUAUGGACGCAACACCAGAUAAAAUUCCACCAGAUAAACCAAUACAAGAUUACAAAAACAAAGAUAGUAAAAUACAAAAUAUUUUAGAUCCUUCAAUUUGUGAAAACGUUGUUGACGGUGGCAAUGCAAGAUUAGAAUUGGCAGAGGAAUUUUUAGCUGCUUCGCCUACUGCAGCCUUUUUAAUGUCUUUUCCUCUGGUCAGUGGAAAUAGAGCAGACAGUCCUGCAGAAGAACCUCAAGCUAACCAUGCCAAAGAAAUUCAUCACAGAAAUGAAACACUUACUCAACCAGUUUCUUAUUUUGAGAAGCCUAAUUUACCACAAAAUAAAAACAAACCUAAUAAACCAGACAAUGAAAACAAUAUUAUUAAUCCAGUUAGUAAAUCCAGUGAUCAACCUAAAUACCAUAACAAUAACAAAUCUAUUGAUGCUAAAAUUUCGACGUCUGUUUCAAGUCUUGUGACAAAUGAAAAUCCUUUUUUGAACUUACCAUUGCCAUCCAUAAUACCAUCAUCAUGUACUUUAGCUGACGCAUCAUUUACAAUAGAUUUUGACUGCUCUGUUAGUAAAUCGGUAACAACUCAAGUGACGACAUACAGUACCACUAGUAACAAUAUUUUUUAUAAAGGUGAUCCAUUUAAUACUGUUAAAAGUAGUAUUUAUAGUACAAGUACCAUCUCAUCUGGUCAUGAAUAUAAUACUUUGAGUCUUUACCCAUGUGCGAUGGAAAAUUACUCAAAUAAAAAUAAAACAGAUUUUACUAAUGUUGAAGAUAAUCUUAUGAAAAUAAACAACUCUAGAUUAACAUACGAUAUUGAUUUAGGAUGGUCUCAUAAAGGUUUUGAUUUUGUUAAUUGCACUACUAGUGCUAAUACAUUUCAUAAAGACAAUAUAUUAACCAAUACAUCAACACCAUUUUCAACCGCUUACAAUCCUUUCAAUCCAGAAUUUCAUGUACCUUUAGUACCAAGUUCAAAUAAAAAGAAUUCAACGAACAAACCUAAUGCAUUUCCAGAACAAAUCACAACUUUUUAUAAUCAAGGAACUAAUUUAUGGUCAGAAGACGUUUCGUCUAUACACACAAACAGUAACGUUUCUAAAAACUUUAUUUCAAAACAACAAAAUUAUUUCCCCACGGAGCAUUUGCAUUCAAACAUCAAUUUAAAAACUAGUGCAGCUAAACCAUUUGAAACUAAACAAAUUAAUGAAAAUGCCACAGACGUAGGUCUAAAACCAUCGUCAGUUUCUGUGCCAUCUCAUCAGCUAGUUGAAAAAUAUACAAAAAAAUCUCCAAGUAAAAUGCAUAUUAAUUGGAUGACUUCUGAAAUAAGACCAAUGCAAAAUACCUGUAACCAAAGUCAAGCUGAAUUAAAAGAAUCUAUUAAAGCUCCUUACUCUCAAAAUGAGCAAGUAACAAAGAAGAACAUCCAAAGUGACGGCAACUAUUUCCCUAUAAAUAUGCACCAUUUUCCUUCUCAACCUAAUCACGAAGAGCUUCACGUAUGGCCAACAACUAGACCCGCGGGCACUACAGAAAUAAGCAUGGAACCUCCUCCUAUUAAUUUACCUACACUAGUUGGAGACUUAGCUUUAGGUCCUCAUGACAAAAAAAAGAAUGAAGCUCUAAAUAGGACUUUACCACAUACAGAUUUACAGAAUUGCGGCAAUUUUCUCUCAGUUACCCAAUUGAUGAAUCGGUCUAAUGAAAACUUGCCUUUACGGCCCAAUGGAGUAGUAGCUGAAACACAAAAGUCUAUUUCCUCUAAACAAAAUAUAUCUCACGCUCUUAAUGAAGGAAAUAGAAAGACACGAUUGGAUAAUCAUUCACAAAUAUGUUACGGUUUUAGCGAUUCUAAAGUAAGUCAUCCAUAUGAAAAUGUAAAUCAUUUUUCACAACCAAAAGCUAAACCUAAUAAACCUGAUAAGAGUUCGAAGUCACAAAAAAACAGCUAUUCAGCCGAAGCGUUAAUAAGGGGUGGUACAACUUGUAGUCAAAAGCUACAUGACAAUAGCAGUACUAAAUUUAUGAUGCCCCAAAAAUAUAACGAUUUUAAUAUUACUCAAGAUAGUGGGGUAGCUCAAGUUUCACAUUUUCCGCCAAUCCUUGAUUAUACAGAUAACAGCUAUGGCAGCCAACAAUUUUCAGGAACAACUUUAUAUAAUUCUACAACAAAUACGAUAUCUAAUUCGUUUUACUCAAAUUUUAUGCCUGGAAGUAGCAAUUUAAUGACAAGUAACUAUGCAAGUGGACCGUUCCCUACGGAUUUUGUUGAUUACAAUCAAAGUGCAGAAUGUAAUAAUUACACAAAUCAUAAGUAUGACAGUAAACUAAGAAACAAUGCAGCUAUUUAUCAAGAAAAAGAGUCCUCAAAUUACAAGACUUCCAGAAGAGAAACUGCUGCUAAACAUAAAUUGGAAUGUUCUAAAAAAGAGUCUAGCAAAAAAUAUCAAAGUAAAAGAGCUAAAUUAGGCAACGAAGUUGAUGAAUGGAACGAUACUUCUCAUAUAUUUUGGCAAAAUAAAGCACAAAGCAAAAAACAUCAAAAUAUGAUGUCAGAAGAACUGGCGUUCCCUAAUUACAUGGGUAACCAAAUGCCUUCCCAAUACCAACCAGACUUUUUCAAUAGCCACCUAAUGCAAUCAAAUAUACAAAAUGUAGGAUCGAAUGGUGAUCGAACCUUGUCUGGUAUCCCCGUAGCGUCCCGCGCCAACUUUAACCUGAGCGCAUUAUUUCCUGAAAUAACAAUGAAGGUGCAG
Molecule: messenger RNA, 3960 nt
Organism: Brenthis ino (lesser marbled fritillary)
Lineage: Eukaryota; Metazoa; Arthropoda; Insecta; Lepidoptera; Nymphalidae
Source: the annotation of a GenBank genome assembly